UAUUGUCCGUUCGGUAAUCCCAGAGACGGCUUCUCUGCUCUUCUAGGGUUCCUCAGUUCUCCGAAGAAGUAUUCGUCUUUUGUCUACAUAUUGUUUUCAUCAAUCUCACACUACUCUGUUUGCUCAUUUACUCUUCAUGUGAAGGAAUAUGUAUUCUUCCAGAGGAGGCAGCGGAUACGGGCAGUCUUACGGGGGUCAAUCCGCAUAUGGCCAGAAUCUGGGUUCUGGUUAUUCUGGUGGAACUGUUGGAGGACCUGAUGUGGGUCAACAUUCUGUGGCUUCUCGGCAUUCAGCAAUAUUAGGAACUUCUCAAGAAGUUGAUGUUAGUGGGUAUCGGGCUCAUUCUUCCACUGCUGCCCAAUACGGGGGACAGUAUAGUUCUGUUUAUGGUUCAGCUGCUUUGAGUAGUGCGCAGCAGGUUCCUUCUUUGAGUGCCAAGGGGCUGGCAUCGGCUUUGGAGGGUCGUGGGGGUUAUGCUGUGAGUGUUUCUGAUUCACCUAAGUUUGCUUCUGGUGACUAUCUCUCAUCUUCAAGCCACGGAUAUGGUCAUAAAUCAGAUCAGUUGUAUGGCGAUAAAGUUUUGGACUAUUCUGGAAUUGAUAGACGGCAAUAUGGUGAGCGGCAGAGUGCUUAUAUGAGUAGGGACUUACAGAAUGAUCCAACUGGUCGAUAUGCUGCUGAUCCUGUAGGUUUUAGUCAUCAGCAUCAGCAACCAGAAAUAUAUGAUCGCAUUGAUCAGGCAACUUUGCUUCGACAAGAGCAAUUGCUGAAAGCUCAGUCUCUGCAGUCUGCCUCACUUGAUGGGAGUACCAGACAAACUGAUUAUCUUGCAGCAAGGGCUGCUGCUAGUCGUCAUCCUACACAAGAUCUUCUGUCUUACGGGGGAAGGAUAGAUGCUGAACCCCGUGGUUCAUCAUUGCUUAGUGCUGCUUCAUAUAGUGGUCGACAUGCACCGUCCAUAUUAGGGGCUGCUCCAAGGAGAAGUGUAGAUGAUCUCUUAUAUUCCCAAAGCGCUUCAAAUCCCGGUUAUGGAGUGAGCUUGCCACCUGGAAGGGACUAUGCUAGCGGAAAAGGACUUCAUGGGAGUGCUAUGGAGUCAGAUUAUUCUGGAAGUGUAUUGUCGCGCUCGGUGCACAAGGACCACAAGGAUGAUCGAGCUAGUUAUCUUCGAGAAUUUGAGCUCAGGGAAGAAGAGCGUCGUCGGGAGCGCUUGCGAGAGAGAGAGAGGGAAAGAGAAAGGGAGAAGGAACGAGAACGUGAACGAGAAAGAGAGCGUGAAAGGGAGCGCAUUUUGGAGCGGCGGGAGAAGGAAAGGGAGCGAGAGCGCAAACGAGCAUUUGAUGCUAGGCGUGAACGAAGCCCUUUGAGGUCCUCAAAGGAUCCUCGUGCUACUUCGAAAGGUCCUAGAGGUGCUUCAAAAGAUCCACGUGGAUCCUCUUUGACGAAGGAGGCUAGAUCUUCACGUCGAGACUCCCCACAUCAUGAAAUUUCUCAUAGGCACCAUUCACCUGUUAAGGAAAAAAGGAGAGAAUAUGUCUGCAAGGUUUACUCAUCCAGUUUGGUAGAAACUGAGAGGGACUAUCUCUCAUUGGAUAAGCGAUACCCUCGGCUCUUUGUCUCCCCUGAAUUCUCCAAGGCUGUUGUGAACUGGCCAAAGGGUGAUAUCAAACUGUCUAUCCAUACUCCUGUCAGUUUUGAUCAUGAUUUUGUUGAAGAAGAAUGUGCUACUGAGCCUAAAGAUUCAUCGUCCAUGAAGCUUUUAACGGCAUCGCCUGCAAGUGUGGAACAACGAAAUACAGUUUGGAAUGCUAAAAUAAUUUUAUUGAGCGGACUUAGCAGGAGUGCUCUGGAGGAUCUGUCAUCUGAUAGAAGUUUUGAUGAUCGCAUCCCUCAUAUUUGUAAUAUCCUCAGGUUUGCUAUCCUUAAGAAGGACCAUUCUUUCAUGGCAGUUGGUGGGCCAUGGGAAUCUGCAGACGGGGGUGAUCCAUCUAUUGAUGAUAACUCGUUGAUCAGAACAGCCCUUAGGCGUGCCAAAGACGUUAUUCAACUAGAUUUGCAAAACUGUCAGCGAUGGAACCGUUUCCUUGAGAUUCACUAUGAUAGAGUAGGCAAGGAUGGUUUGUUUAGCCACAAGGAGAUCACUGUAUUAUUUGUUCCUGAUUUAUCUGAUUGCCUGCCUUCACUGGAUGCAUGGCAUAACCAGUGGCUUGCGCAUAAGAUGGCUGUUGCAGAGAGAGAGCAUCAACUUCCAUUAAAAAGAGAGAAGUCAAGAGAUAACAAGGAAGCUUCCAAGGAAAAAUCAGACAAGAAAGAAUCUGCAGCCUCAGGACUUCCUGAGGAUGUCAAAAAGGAGAAAGGCAGCAAAGAUGUUAAGAAAGAAGAAACUAACAAUGACCCAGCUCCAGAUGACCGGGCUGAUAAUGCUGAGGAAGGCAAGAAUAUUGAGAAAAAGGAGCAAGAAGAAACAGCCACUGCCAAGACAACUGGUGGUGUGAAGUCUGUGAAGAAGAAGGUCAUAAAGAAGGUUGUGAAGCAGAAAGUUGCCAGCAAGACUAAUGAUACUGCUGGCAAGCAGCUAGGCAAAGUGAAUGAGAAGGAUAAUGCUGACAAAAUGACUUCAGAUGUUCCUGUUGAGGAUAACAAAUCUUCAGAGAGCGGGGAUAAGAGUGGGGAUGCUGCUUCUGCUAAAUUGGUUGCUACAGAGGAUGCUUCAGUGGGGAAAGGAGAUGCUGAUGAGGUGAAAGAUAAGAAAGAAAUAAAUGGCUCCGAAGAUAAACUUCAAGAUAAGCCUGAUCCACAGUCUAAUGCAGCAAAUGAUUCUGGCGUGAAAACAAAAAAGAAGAAAAUUAUCAAACGUGUACCUAAAAAAAAGGUGAUUGCUGGGGCAUCCAAGCCAGAGGCUUCUGACUCUAAAGAUGAAGGGAAUGUAGUGUCUGCUCAGGCGCAGACUGACCCCCAAAGUACUGCCAACCAGACUGACCCUCAAAGUACUGCCAAGCAGACUGUUGAUGCCAACAACUCAGUGACUGAGGCAAACAAAACUGAAAAGACAGUUCCUAAAAUAAAGUCAAAGCCUGCAACCCCUGGUAAGCAAGAUAAGUUAGGCGACUCAAAUAAAACAGAAAUAAACUCUGACUUGGAUGGAAAAAAAGUUGAAAAAGGGACUGGUGAAAAAAAUGCGUCUGGGAUUGAUAAGCAGAAAUCCUCUGAGGACAAUCAUAAUGGAAAGGGUAAAUUGAAAGAUGGUGACAAGUUAAAAGAGGUGAAAGCAACAAGAGAGAGAGAUGGAAAAGAUGAAUCUAAAAGCAAAUCUACUAAAGAAGUGAAAGAUAAGAAGAAGUCUGAUGAACCUCCUCGGCACCCUGGAUUCAUUCUCCAGACUAGAGGGUCAAAAGAAUCCAAGCUGCGUUCAUUGUCACUUUCAUUGGAUUCACUAUUGGAUUAUACUGACAAAGACAUCGAAGAAUCAACAUUUGAGAUUUCAUUAUUUGCUGAAUCAAUUUAUGAAAUGCUUCAGUAUCAAAUGGGAUGUCGAAUUUUGACAUUUCUUCAGAAGCUGCGCAUAAAAUUUGUGAUGAAAAGAAACCAACGAAAGAGGCAGCGAGAAGAUGGGCAUGAGAAAGACAAUGUGAAAAAUUUGCCUGUGAAACGGCCAAAGGGUGAUGAUCUUUCUGAGAAAACUGAGCUCUCUAAUGUGGACAAAAGCACAACAACAGUAGAUGACGGGAAAAAUGCGAAAAAUGACAACUCUGAUGUUAAGGGGGAGGACAUGAAGAUGGAUGAUGUAGAAGAGGAGGAGGAAGAUCCAGAGGAGGAUCCGGAGGAGGAUCCAGAUGAGGAUCCUGAAGAAUAUGAAGAAAUAGAAAAUGAAAGUCCUCGGCACGAUUCAUCUAAUGAGGAAAAUGCAGGGCAAAAGGCUGCCACGAAUGUUGAACCUGAUAAAGAAGCAUAUGAAACUUCCAAAGGGGAAGAUAAGGUUAAAGAAGUAGUAAAAGAAUCCAAGUCUGAUGCUCAUUCAAAUGAAGAAAAGGAAGAUAAAAUGGAUAAAAGUAAGAAAGAAGUCCGUACUGUUAAGGAGGCUACUGUAGACAAAGAAUUGUUGCAGGCCUUCCAUUUUUUUGAUCGGAAUCGAGUUGGAUACAUUAGGGUUGAAGAUAUGAGACUGAUUAUCCACAACCUUGGGAAAUUUCUUUCUCACAGGGAUGUCAAGGAGCUUGUACAAAGCGCAUUGUUAGAGAGCAACACUGGGAGAGACGAUCGUAUACUUUAUAACAAGCUGGUUCGAAUGGUUGAAAUUUGAGACGUGAUGCCCCCCAGUCUCCAAAUUUGUGGGCUUUGAAUCAUAAACUUCCCGUCUUAUUGGUUGGGUGGGGAUGCCUCGUGUUAUCAGUGUCUUGUACAUGAUGUCAAUUAUGUGUUGAGGGGGAAACUUCUCUUUAAAUUUUAUAAAUUAUUGAGACAGAUUUCAAAUAUGGUGGAUAAAUUUUUGUAUGCCAUUGUCUUUGCUUAAAAAUUAAUGGUGGGAAUUCAAUUAGCCAAGCUAGUCUGCAUGUGAAA
This is a messenger RNA of Neltuma alba, 4557 nucleotides long. Its product is annotated as protein SHORT ROOT IN SALT MEDIUM 1. Gene Ontology annotation, biological process: regulation of DNA-templated transcription. Gene Ontology annotation, cellular component: nucleus. The record is from RefSeq and is a predicted model, not a curated record. Lineage: Eukaryota; Viridiplantae; Streptophyta; Magnoliopsida; Fabales; Fabaceae. Gene Ontology annotation, molecular function: calcium ion binding.